GUUUUAACCAAUAUCACUGUUGUCUGCAAACAGUUUGCACAGUUUGUCAGCAGGGAAGCUUUCUGUUUUGAUAACUUCAUCUCUGAAAAAAGAACAUGCUUAAUAAUCAAGUUCAACUUUAAAAUGUUUUACGUAGAAGAUGAUAGUGAAGAUGAGGAAGAGCAGGUUCAUGAGGACUCAUUAAGUAAGACUCAAGGGAUUUACCAUGGCAAGGCCCCUUCAGGCAUUCUGUCUCAAACCAUGAAUUAUGUGGGACAGCUGGCUGGGCAGGUGCUUGUCACUGUGAAGGAACUCUACAAGGGCAUUAACCAGGCCACCUUAUCUGGGUGCAUUGAUGUCGUCGUGGUGCAGCAGCAGGAUGGCACCUACCAGUGUUCACCUUUCCAUGUUCGCUUUGGGAAGCUGGGAGUCCUGAGAUCCAAAGAGAAAGUGAUCGAUAUAGAAAUCAAUGGCAAUGCAGUGGAUCUUCACAUGAAGUUGGGUGACAAUGGAGAAGCUUUCUUUGUGGAGGAGACUGAAGAGGAAUAUGAAAAGCUUCCUGCCUACCUUGCCACCUCACCAAUUCCUACUGAAGAUCAGUUCUUUAAAGAUAUUGAUACCUGUUUGGUGAAAUCAGUUGGAAAUGAAAGAUCAUCUCAGAGUUCAGACAUCUCACACAUCCUGGAAACAGAGACGAUUUUUACUCCAAGUUCUGUGAAAAAGAAAAAACGAAGGAGAAAGAAAUGCAAACAAGACAGUAAAAAGGAAGAGCAGGCUGUUUCUCCUGCUGCAGAAGACACAUGUGAUGUGGCCGUGAGCUCUGAUGAAGAGAAAGGAGCCCAGGCAGCAAGAGGCUCUUCGACUGCUUCCUUAAAGGAAGAAGAGUAUAAGGAACCUUUGCUUUUCCAUUCUGGAGACCACUACCCCUUAUCUGAUGGAGAUUGGUCCCCUUUAGAGAACACCUAUUCCCAGGCAGUUUGUCCUAAGAGUGAUUCAGAGUUGGAGGUGAAACCUGCCGAGAGCCUGCUCAGAUCGGAGUCUCAUAUGGAGUGGACGUGGGGCGGGUUCCCAGAGUCCACCAAGGUCACCAAAAGAGAGAGAGCUGAUCAUCAUCCUAGGACAGCUACCAUUACACCAUCAGAAAAUACCCAUUUUCGGGUAAUUCCCAGUGAGGACAACCUCAUAAGUGAAGUCGAGAAGGAUGCUUCCAUUGAAGAAACUGUCUGCACCAUAGUGAAACCCAAACCCAGAGCCUUGUGUAUGCAAAUGGGUGAUGCAACUUCAGCUGCAGAACUUCUCGAACCUCUUCUUGAGAGUCCUCAGAUUUCAUCUAUGUUAGAUGCAGACCACCUUCCCAACCCAUCCUUAGUGGAGGCUCCCUCAGAAUCUAAACCAGCUGCUAAAGUAGACUCGCCAUCGAAGAAGAAAGGUGUCCACAAGAGAAGCCAGCACCAAGGACCUGAUGAUAUUUACCUUGAUGACUUAAAAGUCCUAGAACCUGAAGUUGCAGCUCUAUAUUUCCCUAAAAGUGACUUGGACCCCGGCUCCAGGCAGUGGCCCGAGUCUGACACGCUCUCUGGCUCCCAGUCCCCACAGUCUGUGGGAAGUGCUGCCGCGGAUAGCGGUACUGAGUGCCUCUCAGAUUCUGCUAUGGACUUGCCUGAUGUCACUCUCUCUCUUUGUGGGGGCCUCACUGAGAAUGGAGAAAUUUCCAAAGAAAAAUUCAUGGAGCAUAUCAUUACUUACCAUGAAUUUGCAGAAAACCCUGGACUAAUAGACAAUCCUAACCUUGUAAUAAGGAUCUAUAACCGUUACUAUAAUUGGGCUUUGGCUGCUCCCAUGAUUCUUAGCUUGCAAGUAUUCCAGAAGAGUCUGCCUAAGGCCACAGUUGAGUCCUGGGUCAAAGACAAGAUGCCAAAAAAAUCUGGUCGCUGGUGGUUUUGGCGUAAGAGAGAAAGCAUGACCAAACAGUUGCCAGAGGCCAAGGAGGGAAAAUCUGAGGCACUGCCUACCAGUGACCUGCCAUCAAACACCAAGGAGCCAGUCAAUGCCAGGCCAGCUGAGGACGACUCAUCAAGUGACGAGGGGUCUCAGGAACUCGAAGAAUCUAUUAAAGUGGACCCUAUACCCCCCGAGCCACUGAGCCAUGGCAGCACAACCUCAUAUAAGAAGUCUCUCCGACUCUCCUCUGACCAGAUCGCAAAGCUGAAGCUCCACAAUGGCCCAAAUGAUGUUGUAUUCAGUAUCACUACCCAGUAUCAAGGCACCUGCCGCUGUGCCGGCACCAUUUACCUCUGGAACUGGAAUGACAAGAUUGUCAUUUCCGAUAUCGAUGGAACAAUAACCAAGUCUGAUGCUUUGGGACAGAUCCUUCCACAGCUGGGUAAAGACUGGACUCAUCAGGGCAUAGCGAAACUCUACCAUUCCAUCAAUGAGAAUGGCUACAAGUUUCUGUACUGUUCUGCGCGUGCCAUCGGCAUGGCCGACAUGACCCGAGGUUACCUGCACUGGGUCAACGACCAGGGCACCAUCUUGCCCCGAGGCCCUCUGAUGCUGUCGCCCAGCAGCUUGUUCUCUGCCUUCCACAGGGAAGUGAUAGAAAAGAAACCAGAGAAGUUCAAAAUUGAGUGUCUAAAUGAUAUCAAGAAUCUGUUUGCCCCGUCCAAGCAGCCCUUCUAUGCUGCCUUUGGAAACCGUCCAAACGAUGUCUAUGCAUACACACAAGUUGGAGUUCCAGACUGUAGGAUUUUCACCGUGAAUCCCAAGGGUGAAUUAAUACAAGAGAGGACCAAAGGAAACAAGUCAUCAUAUCACAGGCUGAGUGAACUUGUGGAGCAUGUGUUCCCACUCCUCGAUAAGGAACAGAAUUCUGCCUUUCCGUGCCCAGAGUUCAGCUCAUUCUGCUACUGGCGAGACCCCAUCCCUGAGGUGGACCUGGAUGACCUGGCCUGAGGCAGCAUCUCUGGUAGUGAAGGGGCUGCAGUUACUCGCCUCACGGCAAAGGAAGGUGGCCGGACACCUGCUCACCCAAGCAGGGACAGGAUUUCUGGAGCUGGCGCUGCUGACCUCCUUCGCCUUCCUAGGCCACUGCUCAGCACCUGGAAGCAGGAGCGAAGGAUUCGACUUGGGUUAGAGGCCUAUGGUCCAUCACACACAGGCCCUCACAUGUGCUUUUUGCCGAGUUAUGUGCUGGCUGCUCCUUCAGUUGCAUAAUAUGAAAGGAAAAAAGCUAAAAAGGAGUGGACCAAAACAUUAUACGAAGUAUUAUCAUUUCCAUUGGGCAGUUGGGAUUGUUUAUCUCGGUAACCAGGGCUUUUUCCAGAGGGUCAGGGUCCACUGAACUGCCCCAAGUCCAGUUUGUGAUGCUGGCUGAAACUGCACACAGCUCCUCUCCAGGCCCCUCCUUUGCUGCACACUGAAACAACGGUGCUCAGGUGUGCCAAGCUGGGGGGGCCUCCAGGGGAGAAUAUCCCCUCCUGUCAUCAUUUUUUCAUCUGUGACUACUCCAUGCUGAGAGGCCUUUAAGUUAUUUCUUAGACAUAGUCAGGAGAACAGAUCUUGUAUGUCUAUAUUUGAUGUCUGUAAUAAAAAUACUAAUAACAGGAAGUUGGGUUUUAAAGCAAACAAAAACCAUAACAGUUGUUUUCAAGGAAGCCUCAGAGACGCAGGUGUGUACUUGUGUUUGCCCUUGGGAGUAGACCUUUUUUCUGUCUCUACCUGUUGCCUGGCUUAGGUGGGCCUUUGGGUGUCUUGCUUUGGGAACAGGAUUCCCAGAAUUUGGUGCUUCCGAUCUGUUAGGGGAGCACAGGGGAGCUUGUGUAAAGGUCACUGCCAGCAGGGAUCGGCUCUGGCACUUACAGUUACAACCCCAUAGAAGCUGGUAGGAAGCGUGUCAGUGCGUUUUUGGAGUUGCCUCUGGAGCGAUCUGCCCUCUGCAGUGUCCUGAGCCCACCAUUCUGCCUCUGCCAUUAGCCAGGGGACUCCUGUGGUCUGCCAUGCAGAGGCUGCACCAUGAGAUUUCAUGGGGACUUGCAGGGUACCCAUGCAUUGUCACUAAAGUAUACAUCACCGCUUCAUUUACUGACUUGUGAUAAGCUCACGUCAGCAGGGAAGGGCGUGUACUGAAAGUCCUUCUGAGUGUUUCUGGGUGUUGACAGUGUCUGCGGUAUUAACAGCAAGAGCACCAUUAGCAGACUUUCAGGGAACCAGCAACAGCCCCGUGUCUUACUCCUCCCUGGGUAUGUGCAGGAGGUGAGACACAGACGUCAUCCUGAAAGGGUUUUCUUUCCAGAUUUUCCUGCCUCUGCUGUUGUGUUGGAGACAUCUUUUUGUUUUAGUUUGCCUCAUCCAAAUUAAUACUGAUCUGAAGUUUGAGUAAAGGGGUAGUUAUUUUUCCAGAUUGGAGAGUUCAGAAUCCUGGCUGAUUCCAGCCAGUGGCCCAGUGCUGUUGGAUGCAGAGACAAUGUUGAACCUGGUUCUCAGUGGCAGAAUGUUCACAGAGGGGCUGCACAAGCUUUCUCCAGGGCAAAUAUUCCCCCCUACAUAGUUGCCAAGGACUAGUUGCUCAGUGAGUUUGUUUCUGUACAAAACAAGGUUAGGGAAACUAGGUUAUGUUCCUAUGACAUUCUGCCCAGCUAGGGAAUUACAGUUGCAGUAGAGCAGCCAUGCAGCUCCUCGAUGUCAUAGGCACCGUCAGCGUGGCCCCUCAGCCACCUUUGAUUUACAGGAAGAGCAGGAGCUGCAUGUGCCUCUCUCCAGCUCAGUGGGAAUUUGCAUAUAUGUGGUACGCAAAAGCUUAAUUCACAUCUUUCUUAGUUCUUUUUGGUUAUUGUUGAGAGUAUUUGACUGGUUUGUUUCUUUUUCCUGACAAGCUCUCCUCUUUGGACACAGGGGCUUUCUCAGAGGGUGCACCCUAGGGCCUGGAUCUCUGGGGCAAGGUUGAGGACAUCUGGUCCCUCUGUCCCAGUGUCUAGCACUAGACUUUGUUGCUGCAGAUUGAUCCAGUGGGUACAUAGGCUAAUUAAUGUGAGUCUCUUUCCUUGUUUAAAGGAGUCCCUGUUGCUGAAAGUAGAUGAUUACUUUUGCUGUAGUGUUAUGAACGUAUUAGUUUGUGCUGAAAAUCCAUUGCCAUUUGGUACAAAUGACAUUGUUCUUUCUGUGAAAGAGAGAUGCUCUCGAGUGUGUUUGUACACAAACCUUAGGAUGGUGAAUUGAAGCAUCACCCUAGGCUGGCCUCAGUGGUGGGUGAGGUUGCAGGCAGAUGGGGCUCUACUGAGUCAGUCAGUCGGCCACUCCAUGGGUGACAGAGCCCCUUUACCCCUUUCCAGUUCAGUCUGUCGUUAGUAUUUGCUUUCAUGUCCCUGUGUUGAGGCGUGUGCUGGUGUGGUGUGUGAGGGGCUUGACAGACCUGGAGCAGGCAGACUGAACCCUUAUUCGAGGACUGUUUUGCUGUGCUUAAGAACAUUUCAUAAUUUCAGUUGGAAAAGGGAACAACCAAUGAGACGUCCUAAAGUCCUGGGCAGCACGGCUGAGGAAGCAAGCUGACAGUGACUGGAGAGCACGUCUGCCCCCAGCGGCCCGCCUGGCCCCGGGCCUGUGCACACAGCCCUGCUGCUGUUUGCCCCUGAAGGUGUGCAGGCAAGACCUUUUCAAGAAGAAACGGUUAGGAAAAAGGAAGCUCCUCUUCUUUUUGCAAGUUGGCGAAAACAGAUUCUUCCAGGGAGUUUUACAAGUGUCAUCGUAUUCACCAUCUGCAAAGCUUUGUUUCCCCUGCCUUUUUUUUUUUUUUAAAUAGAGCAUUUGGGGUUUAAUAAAACUGGUUAGGUAUUAGUUAAAAUGAGUGCUCUUCCAGGUGAAAACUGCUUUUUUCGGUUUGCUUUGAAGGUAAGAAAGGGGGAGGGGGGAACUUUGCUCUUUUAAUUUAAUAAUUAUGUUCAGCCUCUGAUAAAGUAUUUGAUUAUUAAACAGCAAUGCCACUAAUAACUUUUAAGUUGUCAAAAAUUAAUUGUAAACAUCAGUACAGUACUCUUAGUUAUGGUAAAGACAGUUGUCUUAAAAUGAAUGGCUCAUAUUUUGAUGCAGUGUUUGAUGUUCAAAACAAAAUGUUACGACAAUAAAAAAAUUAAACAAUG
This is a messenger RNA of Lepus europaeus (European hare), 6110 nucleotides long. RefSeq names its product lipin 2 (gene LPIN2). Gene Ontology annotation, molecular function: phosphatidate phosphatase activity; transcription coactivator activity. Gene Ontology annotation, biological process: fatty acid catabolic process; triglyceride biosynthetic process; cellular response to insulin stimulus. Lineage: Eukaryota; Metazoa; Chordata; Mammalia; Lagomorpha; Leporidae. The transcript has 20 exons. Gene Ontology annotation, cellular component: endoplasmic reticulum membrane; cytosol; nucleus. The record is from RefSeq and is a predicted model, not a curated record. The coding region runs from base 124 to 2931 and encodes 935 amino acids.